This is a messenger RNA of Trichomycterus rosablanca, 1585 nucleotides long. It is a transcript of the gene phyhiplb, whose product is annotated as phytanoyl-CoA 2-hydroxylase interacting protein-like b. NCBI's taxonomy places the organism in Eukaryota, Metazoa, Chordata, Actinopteri, Siluriformes, Trichomycteridae. The coding region runs from base 45 to 1178 and encodes 377 amino acids. Gene Ontology annotation, cellular component: cytoplasm. The transcript has 5 exons. The record is from RefSeq and is a predicted model, not a curated record. Gene Ontology annotation, molecular function: protein binding.
UCAGAGCUCCUGGAUCCAUCAUACACACCAAAAAAAUCAUCAGCAUGGAGGUUCCACACAUGGCCUGCAGCGUGAGCAGCCCCACCAGUCCGUGUGACGACGUGAUCAAGAACCUCAGCCUGGACUCCAUCCAGCUUUGUGGUCGAGAAGGAAAUAAGUCCCAGGACUCGGGCAUUGCAGAGAUGGAGGAGCUUCCUGUUCCUCAGAACAUCAAGAUCAGCAACAUCACGUGUGACUCCUUCAAGAUCUGCUGGGACAUGGACACCAGGACCAAGGAGCGGAUCACGCAUUACUUCAUCGACCUGAACAAGAAGGAGAACAAGAACGCCAACAAGUUCAAACACAAGGAUGUGCCCACUAAACUGGUAGCGAAGGCUGUACCCCUGCCCAUGACAGUGAGGGGUCACUGGUUCCUGAGUCCACGCACCGAGUACACUGUAGCCGUGCAGACGGCGUCCAAACAGAGCGACGGAGACUACGCCAUCUCCGACUGGAGCGAGGUUGUGGAGUUCUGCACGGCGGAUUACUCCACGGUCCAUCUCACACAGUUGCUGGAGAAAGCCGAGGCCAUCGCGGGCAGGAUGCUCCCGUUCUCCGUCUUCUACCGCAACCAGAACAAAGAGUACUUCGACCACGCCAGGCAUGCGCAGAACAACAAGAUGCUGCCGUCAGUGAAGGACAACAGCGGCAGCCACGGAUCCCCCAUCAGCGGCAAGCUGGAGGGCGUAUUCUUCAGCUGCAACACCGAGUUCAAUACAGGCGCGCCGCCACAGGACUCGCCGUACGGCCGCUACCGCUUCCAGCUGCCCGCCGAGGCGCUCUUCAACAGCAACACCAACCUGUACUUCGGCGACUUCUACUGCAUGUACACGGCGUACCACUACGUCAUCCUCGUCCUGGCGCCGCGCGGCUCCACGGGCGACGAGUUCUGCAAGCAGAGGCUCCCCCUGCUGGACGCCUCCGACAACCGCUUUCUCACGUGCGUCGAGCUGGAGGACGGGCGCCUGGCGUUCCAUCACGCCCAGGACCUCAUCCUGGAGGUCAUCUUCACGGACCCGGUGGACCUGAGCCUGGGCGCGGUGGCCGAGAUCAGCGGGCACCAGCUCAUGAGUCUGUCCACGGUCAACGCCAAAAAGGACCCGAGCUGCAAGACCUGCAACAUCAGUGUGGGACGCUGAACUCCUGGUGCCCCCUAGUGUUCGGAUUAGCACAUUACACCUUGUCAUGUUUGUUUUUACCUUGUUUAAGUUUCCAGAAUGUCCUUUUAGAAGUCUUGAGGCUUCACGGUAGCACGUGUUUCAGCUUUUUACCAAACACACGCCGCACUCGUUUUGUUUGUUUGUUUGUUUGUCCGAAACGUUCCAUAUUUAACCCCUACUGGCUGUACAAUGUUCGUCAUAGAGCUGCAACGUACUAUUUUGCCAAAGCCGACAAAUGAUGUAGCCGAUCUAAACGAGGCGCUAAUCUAGAGGUAGCCGUGGCCGCCGCAUGACCCGCGGCUUUCCUUGUUAUUCGUACGGACCCAGCCGCUAGCACACUGUAUUCACCGCGUAAAUAAAGACGCCAAGCUGUAGAAAUAGAAAAA